CAUAAGCUCCAUUGUUUCCAUUAAUUUGUGAUCAGAUAGAUGAUGAUGAGUACCCGCAUUGCUCCUUUCUUGCUUUGGCUACUAUCCUCAACUGCCUUGUUCAACUUGAGGCUAUUACUAUUAUGUGAUGGGAUUAAUAUUCCAGAUGACGAAGUUGUUUGCAAUGAAAAGGAAAAACGAGCACUUCUAAGCUUCAAACAAGGUCUCACUGACCCUUCAAACAGGCUAUCCUCAUGGUUUGUGGAACAAGAUUGUUGUACAUGGACAGGAGUCCGGUGCAACAAUAUUACUGGUCGAGUCGUCGAGCUUCACCUCCACAAUGACCACUCUCUUGAUGACUAUGAAUCUUAUCAGGCGCACUCGUUGGGUGGGAAGAUCACUCCCUCUUUGCUGGAAUUAGAAUAUCUGAGUUACUUGGACUUGAGCAACAAUGAUUUCACAGGUGCUAGUGUUCCAAGUUUCUUAGGUUCUAUUGGAAGUUUGAGAUAUCUCAACCUUUCUCUAUCGUUUUUUGAGGGGUUGAUUCCUCAUCAGCUUGGGAACCUCUCGAACCUUCGUUUUCUCGAUCUAACUGAUCAUAAUCUACUUUCUGUUGAUGGCCUUAGUUGGAUUGCUGGUCUUCAUUCCUUGGAAUUCCUUGACAUGAGUGGGAUCGACCUUCACGAGGCAGCUGAUUUGUAUCAAUCCGUUAGCAAGCUCAAAUCCCUUUCAGAACUACAUUUGUCCGGCUGUGGACUCAAAGGGCUGAUUCCUCAUCAGCUUGGCAAUCUCUCAAGCCUCCGUCAUCUCGACUUAAGCUAUAAUGAUCAACUUUAUGUUGAUGACCUUAGUUUGAUCGCUCGUCUUUAUUCCUUGGAAUACCUCGACAUGACAGGGGUCAACCUUAGCAGGGCAGUUGAUUGGCUUCAAGCGGUGAGCAUGCUUCCUUCCCUUUCACAACUAUAUUUGUUCGACUGCAAACUCGAGAAAAUAUUAAUUCCAACUCUUGCUCGCGUUAAUUUUUCAUCUCUUAAAGUCCUUGAUCUUUCUCACAACCAUUUUGAGUGCGAGAUACCAGAUCAGUUGUUUAAUCUCACCAGUAGCCUUGUGCAUGUUGACCUAUCUCACAAUUUCCUAUAUGGUCAUAUACCUAGAAGCAUUUCAAAUCUUCACAUGUUGAGCUAUUUAGAUUUCGAAAAAAAUAUUCUUAGCGGGCAAAUCCCAGACGAGCUUGGGCAAUUGAAACAUCUUGAAUAUGUGUCACUUAUUCGCAACUCAUUGUCUGGUCCCAUUCCAGCAUCUAUUGGAAACUUAUCGGCCUUGAGAGUAUUAUUUCUUAAUGAAAAUCAAUUGAAUGGCUCUUUUCCAAAGAGUGUGGGAUUCCUCUCGAACCUUGAGGAAUUACACGUAGGUCAAAAUUCCAUAUCAGGCAUUGUUUCCGAAAUCAAUUUUGCCAAACUCUCAAAAUUGAAAAUUUUGGAAAUGUUUUCGAACCCUCUCUUCUUCAAUGUGACUUCCGAUUGGGUUCCUCCUUUUCAACUUGAUGAACUUCGGAUGAGCUCCUGCGAGAUGGGUCCAACAUUUCCUUCAUGGCUACGAACACAAGCAUCUUUGUCUGCGUUAGACAUUUCUGAGUCGAAAAUUUCGGAUGUAGCUCCGGAAUGGUUGUGGAAGUGGGCGUCACGAGUUGAGUCUGUCGAUCUCUCCAACAAUCACAUAAGUGGAGACAUAUCCAACGUGUUGCUAAAUUCUACCGUUGUUGAAUUGAGUUCUAAUCUUUUCAAGGGUCAGUUACCACAUUUGUCUCCAAAUGUUCUAAUGUUGAACCUUGCAAACAAUUCUCUCUCUGGACCCAUUUUCCCAUUCUUGUGCCAAUAUAUGAAAGGAGAAAGUAUGUUGGUAGUUCUAGACCUAUCGAAUAAUUUAUUAUCAGGCGAACUUCCUCAUUGUUGGAUGCAUUGGCAAAAUCUGGUUCAUGUAAACUUGGGUAGGAAUCACCUAUUCGGUAAAAUUCCUAAUUCAAUGGGUUCGUUAAGCAUGCUCGAGUCAUUGCAGUUGCACAGUAAUAAAUUUCUUGGAGAACUACCUUUAUCAUUGCGGAACUGCACCGUAUUGAAGUUCAUUAAUUUAGGUGAAAAUGAACUUUCCGGACUCAUUCCAAGUUGGAUCGGAGAAUUGUUAAGCUUGGGGGUUCUCGGCUUAAGAUCCAAUAAAUUUAUCGGCAAUAUACCAUCACAAAUAUGCCGCCUUUCUAAGCUUAUAAUUCUAGAUCUUGGGAAUAAUGGCCUAUCAGGACCAAUACCAAAAUGCUUCAAGAAUAUCAGUGUGAUGACUAUGACAAAUUCUUCACAUCAUUACGCAUUCAGAACUACGCGACUUUUUACGAGUACUCUUUCUGAAUUCUACAUGAAUAGUUUCUCAUUGGUGAUAAAAGGGAGGGAAGCAGAGUAUAAUAAAAACCUUGGACUUGUUAGGUGCAUAGAUCUGUCAAGUAAUAAUUUAUCCGGGUCCAUCCCGGAUGAGUUUUCAAGUCUUCAUGCGUUGCAAUAUUUAAACUUGUCUCAUAAUCAAAUUACGGGAAAGAUACCGAAGAAUAUUGGUGGCAUGGCAAUGUUAGAAUCUUUUGAUCUCUCGAGAAACCAUCUUUCGGGUGAAAUUCCACAAAGCAUGUGUAAUUUGACAUUUCUCAGUUACUUGAAUUUGUCAUACAACAACUUUUUUGGAAGAAUUCCUUCGAGUACCCAACUUCAGAGUUUUGAUGCAACUAGCUACAUUGGCAAUGCUGAACUUUGUGGAGUCCCUCUCAACAAGAGUUGCACAGGAGAGAGAGAAUCUCAAGGUCGAGGUGUGGCAUUAACGAAGAAAGAGGAAGAUAAAUAUGAAAUGAUAUGGUUUUAUAUCGGCAUGGGUCCGGGAUUUGCAGUUGGAUUUUGGGUUGUUUGUGGUACUCUUCUGCUCAAGACGACAUGGAGGCAUGCUUAUUUUCAGUUUCUUGAUCGCAUGGAAGACCAGAUGUACUUGGCCAUAAUGCUGAAGGUGAAUAGCAUCCGUAGGAAGUUCAAGAGAUCCAAUGAUGCAUAAAGUACUUGGCCAUCCAUCAUCUUCUACAAGGUUGUGUCACUCAUUUCACUCUUUCAACUUUUUUGAGGUGUAAAGGAGAAGGCUAGCUCGUGCCAUUGGUGAUUGAUUGUCUCGCUUUCAGUUGGAGUAUUUUUAUUUGUUUAUUUAGCUUGUGAAGAACUUCAUUUCUCUCGUUGAAUUAUGUUUGAACAUUCUCGUAUAAAGGAGGUGUUUGGGUAAUCUUUCCCGCCUCUAAGAUGUAAUUAAUUAUCAAAUUUGCUUUUAGUUAUUCUAUUA
Cornus florida is the source of this 3336-nucleotide messenger RNA. Its product is annotated as receptor-like protein EIX1. The transcript is spliced from 2 exons. The coding region runs from base 40 to 3060 and encodes 1006 amino acids. Gene Ontology annotation, molecular function: protein binding. The record is from RefSeq and is a predicted model, not a curated record. NCBI's taxonomy places the organism in Eukaryota, Viridiplantae, Streptophyta, Magnoliopsida, Cornales, Cornaceae.